AUGAAGCUCUCAAGCAUUGUGGCCCUGUCGGGCCUUCUGGCGGUUUCAGAGGCUCUCCCGCAGCAACAGAUAUUGCAGAGAAAUGUCGCCAAGAAGCCCAAUUUCCUUUUCAUUAUGACUGAUGACCAGGAUCUCCAAUUGAACUCGACUGCAUACACCCCGCAUAUCCUGAGUCUAAUCAAGGAGAAGGGCACCGACUUCGCAAAUCACUUUGUCACCACGGCUCUAUGCUGUCCCUCGCGGGUCAGUCUGUGGACAGGACGUCAGGCUCAUAAUACCAAUGUGACGGAUGUGAGGCCACCCUGGGGCGGAUAUCCCAAGUUCAUCUCGCAAGGCUUCAAUGACAAUUGGUUCCCCGUGUGGUUUCAGGAUGCCGGCUACAACACCUAUUACACCGGAAAGCUCAUGAACGCCCACAGUCUCAGUACCUACAAUAAGCCGUUUCCCAAGGGCUUCAACGGAUCAGACUUCCUUCUCGACCCGCACACCUACUCUUACUACAACUCCACCUACCAGCGUAAUCGCGAACCCCCCAAAAACUAUGCCGGUCAUUACACGACCGAUGUGAUCACUGAGAAGGCUCUGGGACUCCUGGACGAAGCCCUGGAGAGUGACCGACCCUUUUUCGUGGCUGUUUCGCCGGUUGCUCCCCAUUCGAACAUUGAUCCGAACACGAUGGGCACUGCUGCAAGCAUCAUGUCUGAGCCGAUCCCUGCGCCUCGCCAUCGGCACUUGUUCCAGGGCGUCAAGGUACCCCGGACUCCGAGCUUCAACCCGCUCAACCGCACCGGAGUUAGCUGGGUAUCCAACCUUGCGCUGCAGAACCAAACCGUGAUUGACUACGAAGACCAUUAUUAUCGCCAGCGACUGCGUGCCCUGCAAGGAGUUGACGAACUGGUCGAGAAACUGGUCUCUCGUCUUGAGGAAAGUGGUGAGAUUGACAACACCUACAUCAUCUACACUUCCGACAACGGAUUCCACAUCGGUCAGCACCGUAUGCCCCCAGGCAAAACUACUGGUUUUGAAGAAGACAUCCGAGUCCCGUUCUUCAUUCGAGGCCCAGGAAUUCCCGAGGGAAAGACCGAGGACAGCGUUUCGACGCACAUCGACCUGGUCCCAACUUUCUUUGAAUUAGCCGGUCUGCCACUGCGCGACGAUUUCGACGGCACGCCAUUGCCGAUCAAGAGACAGUCGGCUUCAAUUUCCCAUGAGCAUGUUACUGUGGAAUUCUGGGGCACCGCCGUUCUGGAGGGUGACUUUUCCAAGAUCGGUCCGGACGGGGAUGCAAGCAUGCCGAACAAUACCUACAAGUCUGUCCGUAUUCUCGGCGAGGGAUAUAAUCUUUACUACUCCGUAUGGUGUCACGGCGAGCACGAGCUCUACGACCUAACAGCCGACCCUUACCAAAUCAACAACAUUUACACACCCAGGAACACUACCUCCCAGCUCCUCGGGCGGCCCCUGCAGGCAGUUAUCACUCGUCUUGAUGCUCUACUUCUCGUUCUGAAGACCUGCCAGGGUCCCACCUGUAUCGAGCCGUGGAAGGUAAUCCACCCUGACGGCUCUGUGCAGAGCCUGAAAGACGCGCUUCAUCCACAAUUCGAUAAUUUCUACCAGGAGCAACCUAAAGUAUCGUAUGAUCAUUGCCUGGACGGAUAUCUUCUUUCCAACGAGGGCCCGCUGGUUGGGCUGCAGUACCGGGAUGGAUUGAGCUGGUCGGCGUGGGCUUGA
Molecule: messenger RNA, 1731 nt
Organism: Aspergillus oryzae RIB40
Lineage: Eukaryota; Fungi; Ascomycota; Eurotiomycetes; Eurotiales; Aspergillaceae
Product: sulfatase family protein
Exons: 5
Coding region: 1-1731 (576 amino acids)
Biological process (GO): phenol-containing compound metabolic process
Molecular function (GO): N-acetylglucosamine-6-sulfatase activity; arylsulfatase activity; glycosaminoglycan binding
Source: RefSeq, a predicted model, not a curated record